Molecule: messenger RNA, 684 nt
Organism: Suillus paluster
Lineage: Eukaryota; Fungi; Basidiomycota; Agaricomycetes; Boletales; Suillaceae
Exons: 3
Coding region: 1-546 (181 amino acids)
Source: RefSeq, a predicted model, not a curated record
AUGGUGCCAUCAAGACCACGCGGCAUGGAGGUCGAUUCUUCACACUGGACAAGAUUUGCAUUCUUGGAUCUCUUCUCCCCCUACCUCAUCCCCUCACUUCAUCCAGAUCUUCAACACCACAUAAUGAGCCAGCUCCAUGUCGACAUCCAACAGCUGGCGGAGGAGUUCCAACAGAGCCACCCAGACCUUGUCUUUGGGCAUCAAGAUGAAUCCCCUGGUACCCACCAAAUUCGUAUUGAUACCACCAAUGAUAAUGCAAACUACAACACCCAAGUAGUGGACUCGGAAGAGCAUGCGGAUCCAAACGCAGAUGCAGAUGCAGACGCAGAUGUGGAUGUGGAUGCGGAUGCGGACGCAGACAUGGAUGUGGAUGUGGAUGCGAACUUGGAUGCGGACGUGGAUGUGGACGAGGAUGCGGACACAGAUGCGGAUGGAAUUGAUGAUGAUGAUGAUGGCACUGAUUCUGGCUUUGGACUUCAAGGCUCUCCCCCCAAGUGGAACAAGCAGAAGUUGUUGGAAGUUCAACAUCGACACCAUGUUUCUUAGUAUUCUUUUCCUUUAUUCGCCAUCACGGACUCUUUAGUAUAGCUUUUAAACUCGUUGUAUUGCACUGUUUGUACCUCAGCGGUUCUUUCAUCAAUGCUGAGGUAUAGUUCACAUUCACUUUGCAUGCCGUUUCUUGCU